UCAAGUAUACACCAUGUCAAUGUUGACUAUACUUCUAGUUUCACUUGUCGGGUCAGUUGCGGCAUAUGGCAAAGUAGGUCCAUUGUUAGGAGGACUUGGUAGUAGUUCUAGUGGAGCACUCAUUGGAGGCGGUGGAAUUAUUGGUGGAGGUGGUAUUAUUGGUGGAGGUAGUGGAAUUGUCAGUGGUAGUGGACUUCUGAUAAACACUGGUGGAAUAGGUGGAGUGAUCGGAGGAUUAAAUAGAGGACUGCGACCAUGGUGCACAUGUAGUUUGAAAUGUGCUCCAGGACAGAUCAAACUCAACAAGAACUGUAACUUGGCACCUCUCCUUCCUGGUAGUUUGAAUACUUGUUGUUCCAUAUUGCCAUGGUGGGUUACCAACCGAAAUUACGGUGCUUUACUUGGAGGAGCUGGUCUUAUUGGUGGUGGAGGUAUUCUCGGUGGUGGUAUUAUCGGUAGUGGUAUUCUUGGUGGUGUUAAUGGUAUUGUUGGAGGUGGUAGUGGACUUCUUGGUCCCAUUGGUGGUAUUGGAGGUUCAAUUGGUGGUGUUGUCACAGGACCAGUCAGUGUCGUUGGAGGAGCCAGCAAUAUUGUCAGUGGAUCAAUUGGCAAAGGCGGUUAUUAUUAGCAACACAACGAAGGCAUGUUGUGAAAUGCUUGAAA
This is a messenger RNA of Mytilus californianus (California mussel), 663 nucleotides long. RefSeq lists its product as uncharacterized. The coding region runs from base 14 to 628 and encodes 204 amino acids. Lineage: Eukaryota; Metazoa; Mollusca; Bivalvia; Mytilida; Mytilidae. The record is from RefSeq and is a predicted model, not a curated record. The transcript has 3 exons.